Messenger RNA from Triticum aestivum (bread wheat), 2448 nucleotides. RefSeq names its product probable E3 ubiquitin-protein ligase XBOS35. Gene Ontology annotation, molecular function: protein binding. Bases 865 to 2310 code for a protein of 481 amino acids. The transcript has 10 exons. The record is from RefSeq and is a predicted model, not a curated record. Lineage: Eukaryota; Viridiplantae; Streptophyta; Magnoliopsida; Poales; Poaceae.
AGCUCAAUGCCGAUGCUGGUGGUUGUGCUAGUCCUCCUUGGAGCAAUGGAGCCGCUGUCCUGAGAAGGACAGGGGACAGCGACCGGUUUCUCCUAGUACUGUUUCGCCAUUAUUACUGUGCCUGCCAAUAACUCGAUUAUUAAUUAUUAGGAAACUAAUAAUAAUUGUAGUAAGAUAGAGGGCGUUUUACCCACCGUUUCUUGGUUCAAUUGUGGACAUUGUCUUGUGUAAAGAUGGCACCCUUGGUUUUAUUCCAGCUCUUUUGAGUGUUGAGUCAAUUUGUGGUAGGUUCCUAAAGGAAGAUGCUGUUUGUACUCUUUAAUCCAUGUGGGGUGCCCAGUUGGUCAGAGUAGUAUUACCCUGUUGGAUCAUCUGAGGCUACUUUCUUGCAGAGGGAUGCCACCUCGGUUUAGGUUUCCUGCUUAUUGUGUCAAUUUGAGGUUUAUUUUUCCUGAAGGUGAGGCAACAUUGCUGCCAUUUAUGCCCACUGUCUUCUUAUAGGGGUGACCUAGUGAUCCAGUUACUAACUUAUUGAGCCCUUAAUGUGGAUCCUUCACUAUAUUAGUGUACAAAUGCCUAGGGUUAUGCUAUGCCAUUUUGGUGCUUCCCGAAGUGGACAGGUGGCUUAGUUUCCCCUUUUCCUGAAUCAGUUCCCUGUAGAGUGUCCAUGUGGUUGAAUUCCCCUACCAUAUCAAUUUGGGGGGCAAUUUACUCUACAUACAGGCCAGCUUUCCAUUCUUGGUACACUCAUACCCUUGGCUUCAGAAUCGUAUGACUUCAUAGCGUGCUCAAGUGAUUAAACUCAAUAUAUGGCGAGUCCUUAGUAAGUGGCACUAAGAUUGUGCAUUAAUAGGUAGAAGCACCAUGGGACUCCUAGGUAUGAUGGGUGACUCAUUUGGCUGCUCAGCUACCGGUGAGCGGCUCGUCUCUGCCGCGAGGGAUGGAGACAUCCAGGAGGCUAGGGCCCUAUUGGAGCUUAACCCCCGGCUUGCACGAUACUCGACAUUCGGUAUCCGAAACACACCCCUCCAUUACUCGGCGGCAAAGGGCCACCACGAGAUUGUUUCCCUGCUAAUAGAAUCUGGCGUUGAUAUCAACCUUAGGAACUGCAGAGGACAGACUGCUCUGAUGCAAGCUUGUCUAUAUGGUCAUUGGAAAGUUGUACAGAUCCUAGUUCUUUUUAAAGCUAAUAUUCACAAAAAAGAUUGUUUUAGUGGUGCAACAGCAAUUCAUUUUGCCGCCCUGAAAGGUCAUACCCGGUGCAUCCGGCUUAUUGCGGCUGAUUACGUGCCUAGUUUGCCGGAUUUUUGGAGCAUCAUGCGCGGAACAGCCACGGGUGAAACAAAUAAGGAAGCUUUUGACGCAGCAAAUCUCCAGAGACUAGUUAAUGCAAAGUCAGAUGGAGGUGUCACCCCUCUUCACUUGGCAGCUCUUCACGGGCAUGCUGAGAGCUUGCAAUUGCUGUUAGACCUUGGAGCCUCUGUCUCUGAGGUCACAGUCAACGAUGGCUCAACUAUUGAUCUCAUAGGUUCAGGAAGCACGGCCCUUCACUAUGCAGCUUGUGGAGGAAGUGCUGUAUGCUGCCAACUUCUCAUUGCAGCAGGAGCACACAUGGGAGCUGAAAAUGCUAACGGGUUGAGUCCUUUGAUGGUGGCUCGUUCAUGGCACAAAACCGGUGCUGAAGGCGUCCUAAGCAAACUGCCAGAAGGGAGACUACUAAUUCUUCCGUCACCAUAUCUAUCUCUUCCACUGAUGAGCAUUGUCAAAAUCGCUCGGGAAUGCGGAUGGAGAAAAACCUCGGCAUCAUCUAGUAGUUGCCAUGAUCCAUGUGUGAUAUGUUUGGAGAUGGAAUGCACAGUAGCUGCAGAAGGUUGUGACCAUGAGUUCUGCACCAAAUGUGCACUCUAUCUGUGCUCCACCACCAGCAGCUCGACGUGUACCCGCGGGGUGCCCGGCUCCAUAUCUUGCCCUCUGUGCAGGCACACAAUAGUCUCCUUCGUGAAGCUCACAGGCACCACCUUCCUGAAGGAGCUUCCAUGGACUACCUCAUCAUUGGCUCUAUGUGCGGCAGGCGCAAGCACUGGCUCGUUGCGUCGCCAGUCGGACAUCCGUCGCCUACGCUCCACCUCAGUUCACCUGGGAUGCUCCUCUUUUCGAUCCACCGGCUCCGGUAGAUUGUCGUCGAUCAAGUUGAAUUGCGGCAGGCUUGACGAGACGUUGCCCUGCCUCGUCAGUUGUAUCAGGCCGGAUGUGCGGCGAUCAUCUUCGUACAGGGAAAGAGUCGGUAGUAGAUAUACAGAGUUUUCAUAAUGCUCUGCUCCUUUUUGUUGGCGUUGUGUGCAUCCCUUUCGUUUUGUGAGCUGGAGUUUGGUGAUUCAAACUUGUGCAGCAUCUGUUCAUGUCUAUCUGUUUGUUUGUUUGUAUGAUUUCCUACUCAGUUUCUUCUAA